This is a messenger RNA of Ophidiomyces ophidiicola, 5790 nucleotides long. It is a transcript of the gene BLM3, whose product is annotated as Proteasome activator BLM10. The record is from RefSeq and is a predicted model, not a curated record. Gene Ontology annotation, cellular component: cytosol; nucleus. Lineage: Eukaryota; Fungi; Ascomycota; Eurotiomycetes; Onygenales; Onygenaceae. Gene Ontology annotation, molecular function: proteasome binding; peptidase activator activity. Gene Ontology annotation, biological process: proteasomal ubiquitin-independent protein catabolic process. The transcript is spliced from 3 exons. The coding region runs from base 1 to 5790 and encodes 1929 amino acids.
AUGAAUGGCAUCAAAGACCCAGCCAAAACAGCUCGGUCCAGACCACGCACAUACCCUUACUUUAAAUACCUCCCAUAUGAAAUCGAAGAUGAGCGCCGGCGGCAGCAGAAUUUCGAUGAAAUUCUCAAGGAACUAUACAUUGCGCUCCAGGCGGGAGACUUCAGCCCCGGUGCCGUGCAUUGGACGCGAGAAUUACGAUCGUGGCUUUCGUUGAAGUUCGACCCCACUAGGGAACAGCGGAUGAAGCUCGUCAGGCUAUACUAUGACCUCUCGCUCGCUCCAGGUGUUGAUCCGAGCGUUUCAGAACGAUUUGCGAGCAUGUUCAUGGUUCUUACAAAGAGGAAGCAUUACCUACGUCCUAUCAAAGACCUCGUGCUGGACUGGAGGCUGCUCUACCGAGAAAUCAAAGUUUUUAUCUUUCCCUCUGAAUCGGACCUCGUACAUUCCUCGAGCUCGAAACGUAAUAUCAAGACGUUGACGAAGUUAUGCUCAUUUGCUCAGCUCUACUUUGAUCCUCUUGAGAUCCCUGCAAUGCUGGAAGAGUUUCUUCCCCAUUUCACCACAUCUUUCACAGAAGGUGCUUUUAUUGUCGUCGGAUUGUUGAAUCUUUUUAUACCUACGUCGCCGGGUCCAGAAAACAGAACAGAUCUGUACCCGCAGCAAUACCUUCCCACCUACUUUCACCUUUGGUCUUCAGUAAAUCGAUCCCGCUCAUAUGAUAUCAGUCUGUUAGACCUGUUCUCGCGAUUGGCUCGCGAUUGGCUGCCUGCUAAACACGUUUCAUUCUCUGAAUAUGGAAUUUUCACCGCGGAACAAGCUUCCCUGAUAUUCACUGCUAUUUUGAGAAUCCUUGAAAUUCCCGUCAGCCAAGCGAUAUCGUCUUACAGUGCUGUAGUGGAUCUCUCCUCUGGGCUUGGCAUGAUGCUCGAUAGAGACUCGAGAGGCCAUCCGGUUGCCCAUCAUAUUGCACGUUUUCUUGUAAUGUCUCUUUCUCCGGCCAGUGCCACUGCUUCUAGUUCAAUCCUUAGCUUGCUCGAGGGCUUGAUAGAAGCUGUGGAGACGUUCUUCCACCCGUCAAAUUCGGGAUCGUGGUCAAGAACUCUUGCGCAAUUGAUCAACUAUCUAGCAGACUUUUUCGUGAUGCGAUGGAAUCGAGAGAGAAAUGGCGAGAUGGAGGUGCCUGAAGAACGCUGGUUGGAUGACGGCGUCAAGCGUCGAUUUGUAUUAUGUCUUCGGGACGUAACCUUCAUGGGCAUUUAUUCCAAGAGUAAUACGGCAAUGAAUUUCUCCUUGGCGACACUUCAGAGUUUGGCGUAUCUGGAGCCCAGCUUAAUACUACCUGGUGCUUUGCAAAGAAUAUAUCCUUCGAUGCAGGGUUUGGUUGAAGUUCACAGAACGGCAUCUUCCCUUCGAUCGCUACAGGUGCUGUCCAAAAUUAUGAUUAGGACAAAAGGCUUCCGCUGCCAUAUCACGACGUUGCUUGGCCUGGCAUUACCUGGCAUUGAUGCAAACGAUCUUGAGAAAUCUCUCCAUACGUUGGCUUUUAUUCAGUCUGUUUGCUAUAAUAUUCCCUUUGAAGACCUCACCAAAGGACGCGAUGAUGUUCAGGGGAAUAUGCUAGCCAUGCAAUGGAUUACGGGAGAAAUAGAGAGGAUGGAGGAGCAAGGCGCAUCUGUCGAGAUGAACUAUGACACUGAACUCACCGACGAGGAUGAAGAAAGAAUAUUGCGAUCAUCAACUACUGGAUUUGGAGAGUUUCUGAUAUCUUUUCUUGGAAGGGUUUUUACUCUCCUUGAAAACCUCCCAGACGCAUCACGAGUCCGCAGCGGAUCGCCUGAAGAAAACGUGCUGAACACAUUGCCGGCUACAUUUAUGCCACUUCUCUCGUCUUUGUCACCGGAAUUGUAUGAUGUUGCCUUGCAACGAAUCGUCGAUUUUGUUUCAGAGCGUGUUCUUCACCAGGCCCGUGAUGCAGUAGCGUUUAUCUGCAAUUCCCUUUGUAAAGUGAAUCCAGAAAAGGCACUGAAACGAUUUAUUCCACUAUUGAUCCGGUCAAUUCGUGCUGAAAUUGACGAGAACCGCGCGGCGUCAACAAGAACUACGGGGACUGAUGUACUUCCUCGAGACCGUGGCCUCGUUUGGAAUGUCAGCAUGCUGAGCAUGUGCGUUGUUCAUGUUGGCGGAGAGGUCUUGAAAUACAGGAAAGAACUCAUUGAUAUCGCGCUGUAUAUGCAACGCAAGUGUAAGGGCAUUCCGACCAUACAUAUUUCAAAUUUUAUCCACCAUCUCCUUUUGAAUCUGACUGUGACAUGCACUAUUGACCAUUCCCAAUACGAACCCGAUGUCAUCGCUCGGGGCAUUCAGGUUGAGCAAUGGGGACAGAGGCAAGAUCCGAAAGACCUGACAAUCAAAUGGCAUGUUCCAGGACGCGGAGAAUUAGAAUUUGCUGUAGAGCUAUUCAGCUCCCAGUGUGGAAAUGCACUAGAACACCUUAUCAAUCUCACGAGCGACCGCCCAAAGAUCAAACGUGAUGGGAGCGGUAAAGAGUGGUCAGACGAAGUAACACGCAACAUUAUACUCUUACGGUUGAUUAUUUCGGGAAUAUCUGUCCUCUUUAAUAACCGUGUUGCUUCGCAGAAUACGGAUGCCGACGCUGAUAUUGAAAUGACCGAUGCCGCAGAAGAUAGUGGCGAAGAGCUGCCUCAGUUACGAGUUCCUGAUCCUACACUUGACUCCUCAGACGAUUCUGUGAUCCGACGCACCUUUACUUAUCCAACAGGCUAUUCCUUAACUGACGAUGACCCACUCUGCAUUCAAAUCCACGAGAUCAGGGAUCGAAUCGGGCGUGUACUACACACUGUUCAUAAAUUUUUGGUCCAAAAACAAGAAGACGAUGUAUCCUGCUUUUCGCCAUUAUAUACUGCAUAUCGUGCCUGGUUUAUUGACGUGGGAAUUGAGAGAUCUGCACAUGUCCUAGAUCGUGUCACCAAACUAUUGUCAGCUGAUGCUUACCCAUACAAAAUGAGUGGUAAUAGAAAGGACUAUCCUCGCCCGCUCCUUGUUCGCCGUGCGAAUGUGUACCAUUUGCAGCGACUUCGGCAUAACUCUGUUCCUCGGCCACGAUCUAAACUUGAUGAAAUAUUGUUGCUUGAUUUGGUUGAAUCAAGUGUUUCUUCAUAUACCGACAUUCGGAAGAAUGCGCAAACUGCCGGCGAAUCGGCCCUCAGAGCAAUCUGGGGCUCACGGCUUCUUGUUAUCAAACCCCUCAUUAACGCUCUACAUUUCGCUAUCGAGAAGAAUGAUUUUCCUCGAAUCAAGGGAGCUGUAUACUCGCUACUAUACAGCGGCGUGGCGAAAACAGCAGGUCGCCAUUGGCAAUUUACGCCUGCUCUUAUUCGGGCGUUCAUUGGGGCGAGUACUGUCGAUAAACCUUCAAUACAGAAAAUCUGUAAUGGUGUCUUCUUCCAAAUAGUUGAAUACGGACGUGAUGUGGACCGAAUGGCAAUUCUGGAUCAAGAUGCCGUUGACACCAUCCGACCAGAAGCGGAUGUUAGCGAUAUCAUUUCAAAAAAGAAAGAUAGUAUUCAGAAAAAACACGUUGCAAUUGAGAAGGCAAAGAGCGACCUAACAGAAGAGCUUGUGAAUAUGGCGCGAUCAUCGCAUUGGAAAUUGGCUAGCCGUACCGCGGCCAUUGUCAUUACGAUGGGCUUACGUUUUGACACCAUAGCGAGUCAAAAUUUGAUUAACUUGAUAGUUACUGGCGCCAUUGAUUCUCAUCCAGGGUUAAGAGGGAUGUAUUCGCAAACUAUGGUUGCUAUAUUUACUAUGAUUGAUGUUCGAGCAUCUUGCAGUCACAAAUAUGAAGACUAUAUUGUCGGAAAACAAUAUUAUCCAGCAAAGCUAAAGGUUGAUACGAAACAAGAUGACCCUAAUUGGACGAAAGAGUUCCUCGCUAGUUUUGCUAAGCCUGAUGCAGAAUAUUACGUUGACCAUGAACAUCCUGGAUGGCUAGUAUGGGAUAAAACGAUGCCAGCCUACAAGACAGAUGUGGCCCGUGACAUUGAAUACGAUGAGCUUGAAUGGAAUGUUCGGAAAUAUAUGGGAGGCCUAUUUGACCGAAAAUGGUUUUCUACCUUUUUCGCAUAUCUAAAACAAGAACCUAGAGAUGUGUCGGCGGACAAAUUCCGCAUGACCAGCGCAAUGAUUCUUCUCUACGUUUUCCAGCUUAUGACCCGUGAUGAUCUGACGAAGGCAACAUUUGAGGAGGUGAAAGAAGAAAUUUUUGCUGUUUUCGAGGAUGGCAGUGACAAACAUCAGCAUCGUGCUACCGCAGAGAUAUUGGCUGCAUUAAUUGGUUCCGUUACUGAUACCAGCAUAGAACGCCGCAAAAAGGUCUGGGAUUUCGCAUUUCCAAUAAUUAAGAAAAUUUUCUCGGAUGGUUUGACACCUGAAAACUCUUCAUAUUGGAAUCAGUUUCUCCAUAUGAUUUUCCAGUGUCGGGAUCCACGAAGAGCCUGGCCGCUUAUGGAUUGGUUGGCUAGCUUUCGUCUUGAUAUGGGCUCUAAUGCCGCCUUUAAGGAAAGCUCGAAGAUCAACCUGCUUCAUCAGUGCAUUUUAGACGUUGGCUGGCACUUCCAGCUUGAAAAACCAAUCGUAAAUAAUUUCCUGGCACACCUCGAUCAUCCAUAUAAGGGAGUUCGGGACGCGAUGGGCAGGACGCUAGCAUCGAUCUUUCGCACAAGAUAUCAUGAGUCUUACUCAACUAUAAACGAGUUAAUUCUAGCACAGAAGACAGCGUCACCAAUUGGCAACCGCUCUUAUCAACCUACUGAAGAGUUCUCCAGUAUGAUCCGUGAUGUAUUCAAUCGACUUCAAAAAUGGCGCCGGGAAAGGUCACCUGGACAGCAGACCCCUUCGUCGUAUACAUCUGGUUGCAAGACUGUGCUCCUUUGGCUUGACUCAACUCUUUCCUCUUACGAAUGCACUCAACUUUUACCAUUCUUCCCAGACCUUUUUACUGAAGAAUUACUGCAUAUGAUGGAUGUUAAAGAAGAUCCUGAGCUCCAAUCAUUAGCGUACCACGUAUUCAGACAUCUUCCAAAUAUCCCACAUCCCGCUGGUGAAGACUCGGAAUUUGUGGAUACCCUUAUUCGAAUCGGCCGUACAUCACAAUCAUGGCAUCAGCGAUUACGUGUCAUGAUUAACAUGCAGAUCAUCUAUUUCCGCCGUCUAUUCCUACUUUCUGAGUCUGAUCGUGAGAAAUUGUUUAGCUGCGUUGCCAACAUGCUUGAGGAUCCUCAACAUGAAGUUAGAGCAGGCGCCUCAGCGACCCUUUCGGGGAUGAUUCGAUGCUCUCCCGUAGGACUUCGAACUGAGAUUGUUCCAAAGCUACGCGAUAGAUUUACGAAUUCCUUGAUAAAACAUCCGUUGCCUAAAAAGCCUCGCAUUUUCAAGUCUGGAUUCUCUUCCGCAACAUCUACGGGCACUAGCACACCUACCCCAGAGCAUACUAGGCUGAUUAUUACCAGACACGCUGCUGUUCUUGGGCUUGGUGCGCUCAUUCAAGCAUUCCCGUACACAAGCCCACUGCCACAGUGGAUGCCAGGCGUGUUAAUCACACUGAGCACAAAAGCGGCUGGCGACCCUGGUAUUGUCGGCCAAAGUGUGAAGUCCAUAAUCAGUGAAUUCAAGAAAACCAGGCAAGACACAUGGCAUAUCGAUGUCAAAGCUUUUGAACCUGAUCAAGUUGAAGAUUUGUCCGGCGUCUUGUGGAAAAGCUAUUUUGCAUAA